This is a messenger RNA of Melopsittacus undulatus (budgerigar), 306 nucleotides long. RefSeq names its product hydrocephalus-inducing protein homolog. Gene Ontology annotation, biological process: axonemal central apparatus assembly; cilium movement. Bases 1 to 306 code for a protein of 101 amino acids. Gene Ontology annotation, cellular component: axoneme. The transcript has 4 exons. The record is from RefSeq and is a predicted model, not a curated record. NCBI's taxonomy places the organism in Eukaryota, Metazoa, Chordata, Aves, Psittaciformes, Psittaculidae.
AUGCUGGGUGCCCUGUUCAAGAGCCUGACUUCUGGCUUCAGCGUGUGCCUGGAGCGUGUGAAGCGCCUGCCCUCCUGUGAGAGCAAGACAUUUGAAGUGUGCUUCGACCCACAAAGUGCCAACCUGCCCCUGGGAAAAGUGGAUGUGCUCCUGCCCAUCAAGGUCAGAGGAGGCCCCACAUUCCAGGUCCGCCUCCGUGCCAUGGUGGCUGAGCCGUCCCUCUGCGUGUCCAGGGACAGGCUGGAGUUCUCUGCUGUCCAGUGUGGGCAGUUUCUAGGCAGUGGUGGCCACGUCUGGGUGGGAUGA